Carassius carassius (crucian carp) is the source of this 1131-nucleotide messenger RNA. RefSeq names its product tumor necrosis factor ligand superfamily member 14-like. The record is from RefSeq and is a predicted model, not a curated record. NCBI's taxonomy places the organism in Eukaryota, Metazoa, Chordata, Actinopteri, Cypriniformes, Cyprinidae. The transcript is spliced from 6 exons. Gene Ontology annotation, molecular function: tumor necrosis factor receptor binding. Gene Ontology annotation, cellular component: membrane. The coding region runs from base 242 to 964 and encodes 240 amino acids. Gene Ontology annotation, biological process: immune response.
UCUCUCUCUCUCUCUCUGAGACACACACCCUUGUUCUCUCAGCAGUGGGCGGUCAUCUCUCUCUCUGUCUCUGUCUCUCUGUGUCUGUGUCUGUGUCUCAGCGAGGCUCAGGGUCGGAGGAUGUCAGCUCUCUCUCAGCAGCUCAGAUGAUGUGCUAGCGGUGAGGAUGGACUCCCACACACUGCAGUGAAGGCAGGUUUCCCGUCUGAAGCUGUUAGGUCAGUCGUACAGGAGCAGCAUCAUGGUGGACACAGCUGAGAGUGUGAAUAAAGACAUGAAGGUGUUUGUGGUGGACAGCCAGGCGCUUGCGCCCCGGGUGUCUGUGAGGAGGGACGGUCCGGCGCUCUUCAUCAUCUACCUGCUGCUGGCCGUGGCUCUGCUGGGGGUCUUCAUCGAGGCUGGCUUCAUCUGGCAUCUCUACAGCAGGUCCACGACAACAUCAGAUUUCCAGAUACUGGAAUAUAGUAAAGGAGAGAAGUCCUCGUUUCCCAGAAGUUCACACGAUUUAAAUGAAGUUUUGCCUGCAAAGCCUCCCAAAGCUGAGAGCAAACCCGCAGCAUUUCUGCAAAUCGCUUCGCCCGUGUCCGGUGGGAACGGCGUCCUGCACUGGAGGGCCGACAGCUUCCCCGUGUUCAUGAGGGGUCUGCAGUACAAGAACAACAGCCUGUACGUCCAGCAGGACGGGUACUAUUACAUCUUCUCCAAGAUCUCUCACAUGGAGAACUGCAGCUUCUUCAAGCACCAGGUGAUGCAGAAGACAGAGAGGUACAGCUCCAAGGCCAUCGAGCUGAUGCAGAGCUCCAGGUUCAUCUGCGUGCCCAGUAAAUCCCAGUGGAGGGGCAACAGCUACCUGGGAGGCGUCUUCCAGCUGUUUAAAGGAGACAGUGUGUUCGUGAGGGUCAAUAACAGCUCGCUGGUGUAUGGAGAAGUCUACGAGAACUUCUUUGGGGCCUUCAUGGUGUAAUUACUGACAUACUGCUGUGAGAAAAUCACACACGGGUUCUCAUUCCAGUUUAUACAUAAUAUGUUACAUGUUUGAUCAAUCUUUGCAAUAUAGAAUUGUGCUUUUUUAUUUUUUUUGACUUCUCAGGUGAAUAAAAUAUAUUUGAAUUCUGACCGACAGAUCAAAUG